UAGAAAACUUCAAAUUUUGGUGAACUUGAGACGCGAGACCGACCCGUUAGAAAUCACACUCCCUUUCUUCAUCUCUCGUUGCUGCAGUACCGCCGCUGCUGGGUGUUUCUGUUUCUCCCUCUCUUUCUUACAGCUCUCUCUUUCUCACUGUUCGCUGGAUCACUACGUGCGGUGAUAUUUGUGUUUUGUUAUACGACUUCUCUUCGACUAUUGUCAUAGCCGCCUGCAAAAAUGGCAUACUCUUCGGCCUUCGCUCUAUUUUGCUUGCCGACGGAACCAAACACACCACAAUCAAAUUUGUUCUCGACGUGCCAGAGUUAAUCAAGCCAAGCAAACCCUUUGUUUAACAGAAUAAAUGGCAGAGCCGGACCUAGAACUCAUUUCUACCAUUAACGAAAUCGACGAUCAGUCAUUCCUCUCGCUUUGCUUUGGUCCUUCAGUGUCCACCAGGACUUGGCUUCUCAAUAAUGCCGAGAAGUUCCAAUUAAGGCCAUCGUUGCUAUUCACUGUUUUCCUAGGGUUUACGAAGGAUCCGUAUCCAUAUGUUAGGAAAGCUGCUCUUGAUGGCCUAUCGAGUUUGGGGAACAAUGUUUUUGAGGAUGGCAGCAUGAUUGAAGGUUGCUAUUGCCGUGCCAUUGAACUUCUAAAUGACAUGGAGGAUUGUGUUAGGUCAGCUGCAAUACGCGUAGUCAUAACUUGGGGUCUAAUGCUUGCGGCGCAUAGUCCAGAGAGGAAGCAACAGUUGUUUGAUGAAAUAUUCGUUAAUCUUUGUUCCAUGACGAGAGAUAUGAACAUGAAGGUCAGGGUUAAUGCAUUUGAUGCAAUAAGGAGGUUGGAAAUUGUUUCCGAGGAUCUUCUUUUACAAAGUGUGUCCAAGAGAGUCUUGAGUAUCUUCAAGGGUAAAAAAUCUCUUGUUCAAUGCUCUACGGAUCAAUUAGAACUGUUGGCGUUGAAUGUUGCUGGGGCUUUUGUGCAUGGCAUAGAAGAUGAGUUCUAUCAGGUGCGCAGGUCUGCAUGCGAUGCUUUGUUUAAUUUGAUCAUCCUAUCAACUAAAUUCGCUGGCGAGGCCUUAAGCUUAUUGAUGGAUAUGCUGAAUGAUGAUUCAGUUUCUGUCCGCUUGCAAGCUUUGGAAACAUUACAUCAUAUGGCAAUGUCCAAUUGUUUGAAAUUGCAAGAAGCUCAUAUGCACAUGUUUCUUAAUGCUUUAAAAGACAACGAUGGUCACGUAAGAUCUGCUUUAAGGAAACUUCUUAAAUUAGUGAAGUUGCCAGAUUUGGUGACAUUUCAAUUGUCUUUUAAUGGUCUUCUCGAAAGUUUAGAAUCAUACCCACAGGAUGAGUCUGAUGUGCUCUCUGUGCUGUUUCAUAUGGGUCAGAAUCAUUUAAAUAUGGUUGACUGCAUUAUCAAGGAUGUUUCUGAACAGAUAGACCCAAAAUCUGAAGGGAAACUUGAAUUCGAUAGUGUGAAGGUGAUUGCAUACAUUGUUCUAGCUAUUUCAGCUCUUGCUUCGGACAAUCAUACUCUUAGGAUUCCACCAAGAAUAUUUUCUUAUGCAGCUACAUUGCUUGGAAGGAUCUCUCAUGCUUUGGGCGACAUUAUGGAUCAAAGCACCAUUUUUGCUUACUUGCUGCACAACAGUAAACACAUUGGAUUAUCUGAUCUGGGGUUUAAUUCAGAGGGAGUCUCAUGCUCGGCUACAUGUGGUAGUUCUGUCAACGACAUACCUGCUAUUGCCUCCCUUAAGAUACCUGCAAUGAUCCAUGAGCAGCAGCAGAAAGACGAUGAUGCCAUAGAAUCUGUCAAGACCAUCCUCUUAAAGGUGCAAGAUAUUUGGCCACUCAUACAAUCAGGAGUUUUGCAUGAAGCUUUAAGGACUUUGAGGUUCUGCAAGGAAGCUUUGGGAGUAUUCACGUAUGGAACAAACAAAUACAAUGGUGCUUUAGCUUUUACUUUGCAGUAUCUCAAGAUACUGAAACUAGUUGCAAAGGUAUGGAGUUUGAUGUCGUCAAAACGUAGUUAUCCUCGUAGAACUGGAGAAUGGGGGUUCCUAUUAGGAAAACUAGAAAGGGGGCUGAAAGAGUUGAGAAGUAGAUUCACUGGACUCACUAAAGAAGAAGAACAACAUAUCUUAGAACUGAUGUUGGUCACUUGUAUACUAAGAUUGUCUAAUGGAGAAGUUUGCUGUCAUCUCACAGCUUUGAGAAAGUUGUCAACCAUAGCUUCCAACAUACAACAUCUCCUUAAGGAAGAAUGUAAAGAGCCAUCAACUUUUGUAUGUGAAGUUCAAAGAUCAUUGUCGAACUUGGGCACCAUUACUCCUAAAUCUCUUUGCAGCUCACUUGAUUUGAGAGAAAUGCUAAAAUCUUUCACCCUUGGCCAUCUAGAAAUUUCAGAAGAACUUAAGCACAUCAAAGCAGAACUAGUCAUUUCUGAUAACAACUAUGAGAAACCUCUCUAUUUUGUUCCAGGACUCCCUGUUGGUAUUCCUUGCCAAAUUAUCCUACACAAUGUUCCAAGUGAGAGGAAGUUGUGGUUUAGAAUCACUAUGGAUAACGUGACAAGUCAGUUUGUCUUUUUGGAUUUCCUUUCUUUAGGGGGUUGUGAUGAGGUUAGAGAAUUUAUGUAUACUGUUCCAUUCUAUAGAACGCCUAAAGCUUCUUCUUUUAUAGCUAGGAUUUGUAUAGGACUUGAAUGUUGGUUUGAGAAUGCUGAAGUUAAUGAACGUCGUGGAGGUCCAAAAUGUGAUCUAGCUUACAUUUGUAAAGAGAAGGAAGUUUAUCUCUCCAUGAUCCACAAAGGUUGAUUUUGUGUAGUUUUCCUUCUUGCCAUCCAAAAGUCGGUCUAAUCGGGCUGGUAGGUUGAAUGAAACAGGUUCAUUUUAAAAUAUUGAGCAUGGUAUGUUAUGAAGAUUUGAUAAAAAUUAGUCAUGUCAAUGGUUCACAUACUUACUGAACAUUAGAAUCUGAAAACAAGGGAUUUAAUAAGAAUAGAUUUGUAUUUUCUUUCUUUUUUU
Cucumis sativus (cucumber) is the source of this 3013-nucleotide messenger RNA. Its product is annotated as protein SIEL. The transcript is spliced from 9 exons. Gene Ontology annotation, biological process: intercellular transport. NCBI's taxonomy places the organism in Eukaryota, Viridiplantae, Streptophyta, Magnoliopsida, Cucurbitales, Cucurbitaceae. Gene Ontology annotation, cellular component: endosome. The coding region runs from base 356 to 2803 and encodes 815 amino acids. The record is from RefSeq and is a predicted model, not a curated record.